AUGCCUGCCGAUGACCCUUUUGCUUUCCUGCCUGUCGAGCAGCCUAAGCCAAUGAAGAAGACCUCCCUAUGGCGAGAGAAGCUGUUCUCCAAAGAUAAGAACAAGGGUGCUGUGCCGGACAAACAAAUCGAAGACUUCCUUGCCUCCAAUCGCCCCCGAGCUGAACCUCCUAUCACGACCAAGGGAGAUCCCAGUCAACCCCCGCCCACGGUCUCCACUCAUCGACUUUCCUCCUCACACGAUGUCUCCAAUGCGCCAACACAAACACAAACACCACCGCAAUCGCGACCCCAACCCCAACCACCGUCUGCGACCGAGACCUAUGUCGCCUUCAGCCCCAUAGACAAAGCUCAACCCCAGUACCCCCAGAAACCUCAGCCACCCCCACAAUUGUCCCGGAGCAAGACCCAACGAAAACACAAGGGACUUCAAGUUGGCUUCUCCGAUCGAGGGCCGGAGGUAAUUGGGGAAGGAGGGGAUGAAUCGGAAACCCCCACCAUCGAGAUCUCAUGGUCUCGUCAACGGAGCCGCGAUCGACUGGAAGAACCUAAGCGAGCACCGUCGCGCUCCCCGAACCUGUCAAGAGAUCUACCCAAUCUGCGGGUGAACACAUCGCUAGACGAUGACGAGUCAGACUUACCGCAGGACCUGAAGAGUGGAACAUCGCCGAGCCGGCCGCUAGUCGAAAGCUCCAGCGAUGCAGACCUCCUGAAUACUCUCCACAUAAGCCAACCUGGCUCCCGCCUAUCAUUCCGGGGGACAGAAUCACAUAAGUUUGCUGAGCGGGUGCGAAAUCAGAUGCAGGUGGAGGAAGCGCGCGCGUUGCACAAUCGGUAUGACGAUGGCUCAUCCCCGGUGGAUGAUGAUGACUAUGAUGACCUCUCGAGCCCAAUUCAGCGAUCACAUAGUGCCCACAGUCACAGUCCCCAUAGCACUCAUGAGUCAGAAUCCGUCUAUGAGAACCCCGUCUCGUAUACACCUGACGCACCCUCCGUCAAAUCGAUCAUCCACUCGAUUCGAAACCCUCCAAGCCCAACUGUCAAUCGCACUGCUCCCAAUCUCAGCCCAGUCGACCCGCGACUCCCCUCACAACUAAAACCUGGAAGCCCCGAUAAAGUCGUGCCGACACCACCCAAGUUUCCUCCACAAGCGGCUCCAGCUGCCCCUCAGGUUUCCCAGGUUCAUCCCCAGACUCCCUCACAGACCCUUGUCCGGGAACCUUCAACAAGAAACAAACCGGGUCCAAAUGAGGCGAGUCGCGAACCGUCGCGAGGCCCUCAACAGCCCAAAUUCUCGCUGCGGAAUGUGGCUGCUCAAGUCGGUGAUACCGCGUUUGCAGAUUUCAAAACUUACGUGGCCCGAUACGACAGUCUUCUACGACUUGCUGCGGAGAGCGUGAAACCGUUGAUGGAAACAUCCUUGGCGGAAUGGAUUCGGGCCGCGCUUUGGUGGUUUUUGCGUGGGAAAACAAGAUUGGAGACCUACGCGCGCACUCGAGCCAAUUGCCCUCCUAACUAUGCGAAACAGGCCAUAAUAGACCUUGGGAAAGCACUCUGGAUCAACGAAAAUAUCGUACCGAGUCAUUCCGAAGUCUCACGAUAUGGCCAGCAAAUGGGUAUUGAUGCUCUGUUGGCAGUUGCAAGCACGACAGGCGAUAAGGAAAUGGUGGAUAUGCUCAGUCUGCACCAAACUAUCCUGAAUCAUUUGCGGUCGCUUUCUAUGUCGAUAAAGCGUAAUAAUAUCAUUGCUCUCAUCGAUGAAGAGGAUGCGUCUCCUGGUCACUUAGACACUAGUGUCUGGUUACGCUAUCCGUUUUUCGCGCCAGAUGUGUCGGCGGUGCUAUCCGGAUCGGUAACGAGGUCGAUGUUGGCUGACAAACCGAGCAAGACACCGAGUAUGGUAUACAUGAUGCCUCUGGGAGACACGGCUCGUUCUUUCAGCUAUGGCAGCAUGUUCGUGCAGGCCACUGUGAGCUCCAGCGAGGACGAAGGCCAACAGUAUGCCAUGCCGUGCUGCCUUUCCAUCAUUCGAGAACGGACAGAUUGGUACGUGUACGCGGCAAUCACCAGCCAAAGCCAGCUUGUCAAUGUCAUGAUUCAAGGUGAUCGCAAACAAGGGCCUACUUGGGAAGAUGUGGAAUGGCAGGUCCGUACCAACUCCAUGCGAGUCAAACUUCCUCGUGGAUUUGAACUGGAUGUCAUGUUCAAAGAGGAGGAUUUCAAAACACUAUGGAACAUCGUCAAGUACACCCAAAAAUCAGAAGCGAGCCUUGCUCCAGAGGCGGGCGAGACUGUUGCAUAUGAAAAUACCUUGAAAGUGUUCCAGUACAUGGACCCUGGAACUUCCAAGGCUUUCCCACCCGAGCCAUUGGAACGUUGUCGGAUUCGCUUGUUCGAGCGAUCGGUAACAAUCACGGAAGGUACUGGAUCGCGAAAUGCGCACCGUGGAUUCCGAUUGACCGUCCUGACAAGCCCCAAGGUGAAGACACUGAGCAACGUAAAGCAUGUCCUAGCUCAUGGAGCGCCUGUGGUAUUCGGGCUUUUGAGAGGAAAGGAUGGGUCACCUGCAUUCCUUCUCAAGGUCACGGAAGACGGCCGGACAAGAUCUAUGCUCUUGACUUUCCACGAUGUUGAAGAACGCACCAAAAUGCACGCCAUCUUAUUAGGCAUGAUGCCGCGCGAGUUGGAGUCCAAGGGCCGUGAAAUUCCUCUUCGGUCAUAUGCUAUCGAGCAGCCGGCAGACCAAGCGAGCGGUCGCCCAGCUGUCACCCACCUACAGUUUCCAGCUGGAAAUGUCUUUGUUAUUGAUCAAACACACUCGUAUGUAGAUCAUGGCUAUGGAUCAACCAUUCUGUCGGAGAACUUGCGGGCAUUCGUGGCUACGGAAUGGGGAUCUGUCACGGAUCGCAUCAAUUUAGGACCUGGAGAGCUGAAGAUUGGCCUGGAUGUCAGUCGAAAAACUGGAAUGAGCUUGUUCCGACCAGCACAGCAGGAUCUGACAGUCGCACUGGCGGACAAUCUCAUUAAGCCAGAACUACCGGGUGAAGUAGCAGGCUUCCUUGAGAAGAUCACUACGCAGCCAAUGAUCUCCAUUCCUUUCAAGAAGCGGUCACUGGGUUCCGUGUUGUCUAUGACGGGUAAGUUGGACCCGAAACCUGCUAUUUGGACUGCGCUUAUCAUGAUCAGAAAUGCUUCCUGUUUCGCCAUCUCUCGCCGUCGCAGCGUUGUUCCGAUCUACAAGAAAUGGGAGGCCAACCUUGCGCGAAUCCAGAUUGUGAAGCAAGAGAAGAUCUUCCAACUGAUCGCGUUCUUUUCGGACUUCCAGCAUGGCACCUGCAUGAAUUUUAUACUUAAGGGCACCGACCAUAUCGAGUCCUUUGGCCGGUCUGGCAAGUUCGGGAUACGCAUUGUGGAUGCCAAAUUCGCACUUCCAAAGAAGGAUGACGACCCAGCCUCCAAUUUCGUUUGUCUGGACAUGCCCGAGUAUCCAAUUGAACAUGACGACCUCACCAUUACGUUCGAUUCGGAGAUUGAUCGUACCAACUUCAAGGUGGCUUUACCUGGAUCCGUGCGUGAGCCAUCUCGAAUGGCAUCACUGCGAAGAUGA
Molecule: messenger RNA, 3606 nt
Organism: Penicillium odoratum
Lineage: Eukaryota; Fungi; Ascomycota; Eurotiomycetes; Eurotiales; Aspergillaceae
Exons: 4
Coding region: 1-3606 (1201 amino acids)
Source: RefSeq, a predicted model, not a curated record